Molecule: messenger RNA, 894 nt
Organism: Daucus carota subsp. sativus
Lineage: Eukaryota; Viridiplantae; Streptophyta; Magnoliopsida; Apiales; Apiaceae
Product: squamosa promoter-binding protein 1
Exons: 2
Coding region: 109-651 (180 amino acids)
Cellular component (GO): nucleus
Molecular function (GO): DNA binding
Source: RefSeq, a predicted model, not a curated record
UUUUUAUUUUCACUCACAACAAAAAUUCCCACCACCAAAUAUCUUCAAGUCUCACAUCCUCCUGGACAGCUACAUUAUUACUAUAUAACUUCACUCUUGGAGCCAAAAAUGGAGAAUCAUCAGCGGAUAAUCAAGCAGGAGGAAGACAUGGAGGAAGGGCAUGAAUUUUCCGGAAAUGACAAGAAGAAGAUCAGAAGUGGCAAUAAUGGUGCAAGAAAAAUAGGAAACACUGGGAGUAAUGUGAGCGGUGGGGGCUCGGGGAGUCCUCCGAUGAGGUGCUGCCAGGCAGAGCGGUGCAGUGCGGAUUUGAACGAUGCGAAGCAGUACCAUAAGAGGCACAAAGUGUGUGAGUACCAUGCAAAGGCUCAGGUUGUCGUUGUUGCCGGAGUUGGUCAGCGUUUUUGCCAGCAAUGUAGCAGGUUUCAUGAGCUGUCAGAAUUUGAUGAAACAAAGAGAAGCUGCCGUAGGAGACUGGCUGGGCAUAAUGAGCGCAGAAGGAAGAGCUCAUCGGAUUCUCAGGGAGAAGGCGGUGGUUCAUCUUCCCGGAAAGGAAGUACAGCAGCUGGGGGUAGUAAAGACCUUUGUGGGAAGGUUCAGAUAAGCUCUAUGCAAGAAAAUGCCACUACUUUCAAACACUUCCAGAUCAGAUGAAUCCAUGCUUUCAAGUCUGCUCAAGUGUUUCAUCAUCUUCAGCUGUAAUGUAUUCAUGCAUGCAUGUAUAUAUAUCCUGUGCUAGCUCUCUCUCUUCUGUCAUCCCUCUCGAGCAACUAAUGAAUAAGAAAAUUACUGUUUGAAACAAGAAAUGCAUGUAAUCUGAAUUCUGAUGAUGACUGCUGUAGGUUGUAGAAUCAGAGUUUAUUUAUAAAAUUGCCUAAGUUUUAAGUAUUUGCAUUA